GUUGUGCCUCGGUCUGUACCACGAACGGCCAAAUGCCAAGUUUCCCAUCAAAUAUCAUCUCCCCAUCUUCAUUGUAGCAAGGUUUGGCUACAGCUGUUAGAAACAUUACCUUCCCAAUGCUAUGAGUAUUGUGCACAGUUCGAUUUGGUUCUUCUUCUCCAGGCAGUACGUAGUAGCUACUCUUCACUCGGGUCAUGUCAUACCAUUUCUCGUCGAUGUGGACCAUAUUUGUCAUUGGCUUGAAACUGGGCCAAGGACUUGAUAUCCAUCUUUCAUCCAUCAUGGAUAGGCAGAACUUUAGUCUCGCUAUCUUGUUCUGUGGCUUGAGGGUGGGUUUGAUGGUGCUUGUGAUGCUUUUCAGCUCUUGCAAUUGAAAUCUGUCAUGUAGGGUUGAUCGGGGCACACCUAAACACCUUGCUAGAGACCGGAUUGUUCUUCUUUUGUUCAAGGGGAUUGUGGCUGUUCUCGACAGAUCUAGUUCUUUUCUCUUCCUACCACUUUUGUUCUUCUUGCUUGAAACAUCAACUUCUUGGCCUGCCGCAAGUUGUCGUUUGGCUAGAUUCCAUAUUCUUGUAACUGUUCGCGGGUGAACAUUCAGCAUCGUCGCAAUGAGCACCUUGUCAUACACGUGAACCUGUCCAUCUCUAAGCUCGAUUACUCGCAGAGCAAAGUAAACACCAUGUCUCUCCUUGUCUGUCAAGUCCUUGCCUCUUGGAUUGCCAUGUGCAUCAGCUUCUUCCAAUUCUGCAUCUUCUUGUGCCUCUUGAGCUUCUUCCAAUUCUGCAUCUCCUUGUGCCUCUUGAGCUUCUUCCAAUUCUGCAUCUCCUUGUGCCUCUUGAGCUUCUUCCGGCAUCAAGUUCAAAUCAAUAGCAUCACCCUGUUGAGCUUGUUCUUCUUGUUGAGCUUCGUCCUCAUCUUCCUGCAUCAAGUUCAAAUCAAUAGCAUCACCCUGCUGAGCUUGUUCUUCUUCUUGAGCUUCGUCCUCCUCUUCCGGCAUCAAAUUCAAAUCCAUAGUUGUGUGCUCCUAUCCGAUCUCAUAACAAGAGUAUACAAAAGAUGAAUGGUGAGCAUAUAAUCAUAACAAGAAAACCAUGAAGAAUCCUAGACAAAAAGCAAAGAAACCAAGAAAGAGAAAAGUAGAUAUUAAAAGUACUCCUUGUUCAUAAGCAACUACAGGUCCUACUACAUCUCUCUUUUUUGCAGGGACCAGGGCAGGAAUUAAAAAGCAAACAAAAGCAGGGGCCAUGAGUACAUCUCAACUUUUACUGUAUUUCUUGUUGACAACUAGUGCAGAGCAAGCAAGCAAGGCACUGGAGAUGAACAAAUUACAGAACCCUGUACUUGUUCUCACCAGCAGCAGCACGAGUAGGGGACCUCAAGCGGCAGCACACGAGAAGGGGAUCUCCGGGCGGCAGCACGAGCAGGGGAGGAGCAGCAAGUUGCCGAGAAGCAGCAGAAGGGGCUCCAGCUUGAGGUCCAGGAUCGCAAAAGAGCUUGAGGAUGAGCUUGAGGGAGCUCGUGGUCCAGGCGCUCGAGACCCAGGCGCGCGCGGGUCUUGGCCGGCGGCGGCGCAGGCCCUGCGAGAAAGGAGGGGAUAUCGUCGACGCAGGUCCUGGGCGGCGGAGGAGCACGUCUUGUGCGGUGACGGAGCAAGCAGGGCGGCGCAGGUCCUUGGCGGCGGAGGAGCAAGCAGGGCGGCGCGGGUCCUGGGCCGCGGAGGAGCACGUCAUGUGCGACAACGGAGCAAGCAGGGCGGCGCGGGUCCUGGGUCGCGGAGGAGCACGUCCAGUGCGGCGGCGGAGCAAGCAAUUGGGCGGCGCAUGUCUUGGGCUGACGACUGGCCCUGGCGACGCGCCCCGGCGACGGGCGGAGGAAGAAGGAAGAAGACGCGACCUAUAUGGUGACCUGUUUGUAACAAAUUUGAAGUUAUAAGGGUGUUUUUGAAAAAUUGACAUUACACUACGCUGUGGACA
Molecule: messenger RNA, 1973 nt
Organism: Triticum urartu
Lineage: Eukaryota; Viridiplantae; Streptophyta; Magnoliopsida; Poales; Poaceae
Source: RefSeq, a predicted model, not a curated record